GGCAUUUCUCAUAAUGCCCCCCCUGGGACACGUUGCCCUUUCUCAAGAAAUGAGAGCGUCGACACUUGAGUCUAAGAAACGGUACCAGCAUCUUCCUUGGGGUAGGAUUCUGUCAUGACUAAAAAAAGGGAAAAUAGCCCAACAUUUUAGAAAAAUAACAUACUACCCCCUUCCCGAAGGUAAACCUUGAAACGCAAUAUAGGAAUUCCCCGUCGUAUUUCUUGGAAUGGUUGCUGACGUAGAAUCGAUCAACCCUGGAGUUAUUUUUGAUACAUUGCCCGUUUCCCCUUCAAUUAACAUCCGUCCUGAAUCUUGAAACAGACAGCAGUGAUUCCCAUCCUGUGGUGAAAGCUUCAAGUUUUUUUUCUGAGAAUUUCCAAAUGAGAGAGUACGAUGGUAAAGGUAGCCACGGGGGACAGAAAACUGCAUAAAAUGAAAGAAAGAAAACAGCGAUUUCAGGACGAACUGAGGGUAUAGAUCUUUCAAAUUCAGGAAACUUCUGUGCAGAAACUACAUUACGGGAAAAGGACGGAGUGCAGACUUCUGGUCAAACCUCGAAUUCCACUGUAAAAGUACACUGGGGUUUAUCACACCAUCGGCUCUUUCGAUCCGUACGGAUUGGCACGGGCCUUUUCAUUGAGUAAAUUGAACUUUCCUAUCAGGGAAACAUUUCGAACAAACAGUAGCAGCCCCCCCCCGGAGGGGCAAGGCGCCUGAAACGAAGACACAGUUUACACCUACAUUUCAGAAUCUACGAGCUCUGAUGUGGUUGGUCGUAAAGCCCAGUCCCUUGUGGCGCAACGGAUGAAGGCUGCUUGAGCAUCCUGAGCUAAUUUUUUGGGGGGUGGGGGGGGAUUGAAUCCCAGUCUGAGCCCCCCCCCCCACGAAAUAUCCUGGGUACACCGCUACAAACGUGUAGCACUGAAGUGAUUAAGAAAUUGAUACUGGCAGAUCUAUUGGGCAGAGGGAUAACGGGGGCCAUUGCCCUCCCAAAGAGAGCAUUUUUUGGUUUGGUAAGAGAGAAAACGAUUUUUGGACUGAACUCUUUAAAUUUAUGAAUUCAGUAUGAAUGUUUUGAACUAAGUGUCACACCGUGCACAUGACAUAAUCCCCUUCACCCUCAAGAAGUCAUAAAAACCUGUUUUCAGAUUCCAGUGGUAAUGAAGGGGGGGUACAAACCCAAAUAAUGGAUACAUUGAUCUACAUCUAUUCCUUAAGACUGAGGCUAUUUUCGUUCUGUCGCCGUUCUAUCAAAACCAUGGACCGUUGGAGGGUUCAUGCACACCCAUAUUUCUGUCACCAGAGCUGCCAUUUGUUAAUCUUUAAAGUUUAUUUAUGAAGAUUAAUGAACCGCAAUCUUCGUGUGACACCCACAUGGGCUGAGUUCUGUCCCUCCCGAAUGAUACCCAGAAAGAAAGCCGAGGUGACCUCCAAGUUUCCUUUAUUUACGAUUUUUCACCCGACGUGUGCAAUAUAGGACGCAUCAAUCACGCUAGACGUACCCUCCACGAAUUUGAAAAGUGUGUGCGGUAUAUCCGAUGAGGCGCAACUAUGAGUACGUUCGAGUAGCUUCCGGGGGUUGCUCGGGUUCAACCUCACUCUGGCUUCUUUGACACAUAAUACACAUUGCUUCCCCGGUCAGGGUUGCCCAGUGGAAUCUAUUUGAACGCACCGAUUGUAUCGAAUUGCAUACUCGGACAGUUGUGGUUUGCUGAAGAUGUCACAUGGCAAUCUCUCAGCCAAUCGGUGAUGAAAGGACUGUGCAGUGAUUUCAACUCUGUCUACGUGCGCUGCUGUGUCGUAUAAAACCACUGGUCCAAUCAGAUUUCCUUGAACGAACGGAUUUGGCGAGAACUUGCAGGAAAAAAUAACUCAGUGAGUCAGAAAUGUCACAGUGAGUGCACGGACUGUGGACACCAUUGACACUGUGCUCACGUGUUUACAACUCCGCUUGACAAGCUGGUUGUUUGCAUCUCCGUAUCAACAAUCCUGGAGCUUGUAUCUGCAUCAACAUGGCUCAUUGGAAGUUACAAGUCCUUCUCCUCUCGAUCAUAAUCACUUUGCUUUUUGCAGUAUCAGUUGCAGCAGCAUCCAAUAAGGUGAAAUUGGACGAAAUCAAUUCCAAAACCAAAGACAAAUCUUCAUCAGUAAUGCAUUCCCAACUGCAACAGUUAAUGAGGAAGCAAUCGUUAUUUAUUUGGGAUGAUGACCGAGGCCUGUUGAAAUUGGUGCCACCACAUGCCAUUGGGCAUUUAGAUAUUACCGACAUUCCAUCACUUCAACGGAGAUCAAGUAACACUCUGAGAAUCACUCGGAGUGCCAAAAAGAGGAAACAGGGGAGAAAACGCCAGAGGAGGAAACGGAACCGGCACAGACUGGGCAGCGAGAACCAGCGAGUCACUGAGGAGACGACUCCGGUGAAUGGACGUGUGGAGUCCCAAGCAGAAACGAUGCAACCUGUUUCUCCUAUUGCGCACAAGACGCAGCACGUGCAGAGGAAAAUGUCACCCUCACAACCGACCCAAGUGAGGCGGGACAGUGAUCAUCAAAGGUUGGUCCCUCAACCUCUCGACAAGUACCAGGGGCAGUCACCGAAAAUGACAGCAAUAGGGACGGUGACAUUCUCGCCCAAUACAGCAGAUUUCACUCCAUCCACAGUGACAGUUCCAACCAUCUCCCCAGGUGUAAACAGAGACAAGAGUGGUAUGAGAAAUGAUCAGACUCGGACAGCAGAAGUUUCUAAUGUUCAACUUGCAGAUAGCACUGAUCAGCGUUUUAUCAAUCACGUUAUCCGACGCAAACCUCCCUACAACAACGUGGUUCGUUUAUCUCUUGGUUGCACAGGUACACUUAUUAGUCCAAUACACGUAUUAACGGCAGCUCACUGCUUACAUGACGGAGUAACUUUCCGGCUAAACGCCUACAGGUCGCAAGUUGAAGUUCCGUCCUCGCACGGAUUUAGCUUACAUCGGAUUAGCAUGAUCCGUGUUCCCACGGGCUGGAUUAAGUCGGCUAGACCGCGCCGUGUCAACAGUGAUGCAUUUCGGGCUAUUCACGACUACGCAAUCGUCACCAUGUUGACGGAAAUUACAGGCGAGCGGCAGUUCCCGCGCUUUGGCGUCCGUGGCAACAGCGUCAUCUCCAAUCCGAAAUUCACUGGUUUCCCGUCGGACAGGCAAAGCCAGAUGUGGGAGACGAGUUGCCCAUUGGAUGGAAAUUCUGACGUAGUCCUAGGAGGCAACCUCUUAUUGGCUGACUGCCGAGCGUCUCCCGGGAAUUCAGGCUCUGCAGUGUUUGUAACUACUCUUGAUACCGGUAACCCUGCGUCAACAGACCCUCGUCCUAACAACCGGCGUAUUGCAGGACUGGUAUCCAACUCAAUGUUGGUGAACAGGCAGGGUCGAUCCAAAUUAAAAACUCGCGUGACGGUCAUUAAUAUUAUAACGAAGCGAAAAAGAAAAACAAUAUGUGCAAUGAUAGGCAGAGAGGAUCAUUACACAAUUGGGGAGUCAAGGUACCAUACAGUGGAGUCCUGUGCCGAUAUGAUAGAUAAUGGUAGAAGCGACAGGAACCCCUUUGAAACUCUUCACGUGCAUAGACUUUACAAUCACUGAACCAUCCCUAUUGCCCGUAAUAAUUAUGUGAUCGAUUGGCUUCAAUACAAGUGUUUCUCUUGCCAAAGUUCAUUGAACCGUCAAAUCCGUUUUUCAGUCAGACUUUCUUCUUGACAACAUCAGAGAUCCAAAAUAAGCCAAACUUAAUUUUUUCAACGACCCUUGUUCGUUAUUCUGUUGGGUAUUUUCCCUUUUGCACAUUUAGAUGGAGUAAAUAACAAAACAGCCAGUAGUCCUCUACGUCACCCGUUGUCGAUGAAAUUUUAAUAACGCGUAAUAAUUUGGCGCUUCAGCCCACGUUUUAAAAGAAUGUUUCGAAUCAACAUAGGUUGUAGUUCAUGCCAGGUCAUUCUUUGUUCAAACGUGAGAGAAAAAAUAGCAUACCUCCCGGGGGUGGGGAGUUCCCCACACGCCUGCCACUAACCUACCCCCACUGGAUACGUUAAUGACAGCACGUAGCCAAUUCGCAGAAGAUCAAACUUAUGGCAUCACUUAAGGUAAAAAAAAUGUUGGCUUUGAUUUAUGGAACGAAGUGUUUAUUUGACUAGCCUCACAAGAUGAAGAUAUCUGUCUACCACUGCCAGUAAAUUUCGGAACCGCGACAUAAUUUCCCGUUAUUUAUGACCCAUAAACAUUGGUAAACGAAACUGGCCGAGUGCCGCGGUCCAAUUCAUCAGCUUACUCGCACACUUAACCUUGCAUGUAAGAAUAUAGCCGAUUCCCCAACAGAAAGGUGAGGUGCAUUGCAGGAGCCUCUUUUUGACAGCCCAAAUUUUUGUCCGAAGCUUAAAUCAAAUGAAGCCUGCAGAAUUGUGUUUCUUGUAAAGUUAAAAACAGACUCUGAAGUGUAUUUAAUGUAAUAAUCUCCCUUCCCAAAUAUUAUGAAGUCCAGGUAGGAAAGGAUGGAAUGUUUUCGUCUCUGGGUUCUAACUUCAGAUUGAUGCAGAAAUAUCUAAGAUGGUGGUACAGUGUAAUUCUUAAUUGCGUGAUUGCACGGAUAACACGGAUAAUAUGCGUUGAUAUGAAACGGCAUUUUACCCUAAAAUGUGGCUCUGCGUCAUCUCAUAAAUGUCUUGUAUAAUGACUUGAAUAUUUGACUUUUGAUCAGCCUAUCAAAUCCAUAAGUUCCAAGAAAGUUUUUGCCGAUAUCAAAACGUAUGAAUGUUGAGUGCUUUCCUUACAAACUUCAGACCAUUAUGGUGGCAAGUAGUUCAAGAGUUGAAUGAAUGAAUUUUAGUACCGAUCCCCUCUAAAUUACAUUUACAUUGAAUUCUUUGAUUUGCUUUCCGAAACGAUCAAGCCAUAAUUCUGUCAUAACACUUAUACAUAAAGUGAUAUAUAUGUACAUAUAGAAUUUAACACAUUAAACCUAAUUCCUGAUAUUAU
Messenger RNA from Acanthaster planci (crown-of-thorns starfish), 5000 nucleotides. RefSeq lists its product as uncharacterized. Gene Ontology annotation, molecular function: serine-type endopeptidase activity. The record is from RefSeq and is a predicted model, not a curated record. NCBI's taxonomy places the organism in Eukaryota, Metazoa, Echinodermata, Asteroidea, Valvatida, Acanthasteridae. Gene Ontology annotation, biological process: proteolysis.